AUGAGGGUUUUGCUUGCUGUCGCUGCUCUUGUGGCUGUGGCUGGUGCAGCCAGUAUGUCUUUGGAGGAUCUGGAGUUCCACACCUGGAAACUGAAGUUUGCUAAGAGUUAUGGUUCAGUGGAAGAAGAGUCUCGACGUAAGAUGAUCUGGCUGGACAAUCGUAAACUGGUCCUGGAGCACAACAUGCUGGCUGACCAGGGCAUCAAAAGCUACAGACUCGGCAUGAACCACUUUGCAGAUAUGGAUAAUCAGGAGUACCAGCAGAUGUUCAAGGGCUGCCUGGGAUCCUUUAAUGAGACCAAGAUCGAGAGUGCAACUACAUUUCUCCAACCGGUAGAGGGCGCUGCUCUGCCUAGCGCUGUGGACUGGAGGGCUGAGGGCUAUGUGACUGAGGUUAAGGACCAAAGUCAUUGUGGCUCCUGUUGGGCCUUCAGUGCGACAGGGGCGCUCGAGGGUCAGAUGUUCAAGAAGACAAAGAAGCUGGUAAGCUUGAGCGAGCAACAGCUGGUGGACUGCUCUGGGAGUUCUGGAAACUAUGGCUGUAACGGUGGUCUGGCAUACCAGGCCUUUGACUACAUCAUGAAAAGUGGAGGCCUGGAGACAGCGUACACCUAUCCAUACCAGGCCAAGGAAGGGCUGUGCAGGUUUAAUAAACAGAAAGCUUGGGCUAAGUGUUCCGACUAUAAAAUGGUGAAGAGCACAGAAGACGUUCUGCAGUACGCUGUGGCCACAGUCGGGCCUAUUUCUGUAUCUUUAGAUGUCUCCCACGACAGCUUCCAGCUCUAUGAGUCAGGUGUGUAUGAUGAGCCAAACUGCAGCAGCACUAAGCUGGGUCACGCCAUGCUGGCUGUUGGUUACGGCACUGAUGAGCAGGGAAGGGACUACUGGCUGGUCAAGAACAGCUGGGGUGUUAACUGGGGUGAUGAAGGCUACAUCAAGAUGUCCAGGAACAAGGAUAACCAGUGUGGUAUUGCCACAAGAGGCUCCUACCCUGUGGUUUAAAGACUGGAGAGAGCCAGAACCUGAAAACCCCAGAGGAGG
Messenger RNA from Colossoma macropomum (tambaqui), 1041 nucleotides. Its product is annotated as cathepsin L1-like. The coding region runs from base 1 to 1002 and encodes 333 amino acids. Gene Ontology annotation, cellular component: lysosome. Gene Ontology annotation, biological process: immune response. Gene Ontology annotation, molecular function: cysteine-type endopeptidase activity. The record is from RefSeq and is a predicted model, not a curated record. The transcript has 8 exons. NCBI's taxonomy places the organism in Eukaryota, Metazoa, Chordata, Actinopteri, Characiformes, Serrasalmidae.